Bufo bufo (common toad) is the source of this 1340-nucleotide messenger RNA. RefSeq names its product actin-2-like. Bases 225 to 1340 code for a protein of 371 amino acids. The record is from RefSeq and is a predicted model, not a curated record. NCBI's taxonomy places the organism in Eukaryota, Metazoa, Chordata, Amphibia, Anura, Bufonidae. The transcript has a single exon.
UUGAGAUGCAGUACCACACACAGCCUGUAGGUGUGAUCGGUCAUUGUUAUGUCACAAUAGGCCUCUGUCUCUUCCUGUGUGUGCAGACUGAUCUUAGCACUUGGUUCAGAUUUGCUUUUGCUCCUCCAGUGACCCAGUAAUAACCCUCAUCAUCAACCAUCAGGAUCCAUCUCCUGCCAAAGCUCCUUCUAAAGAUUUGCACAAGGGUGAACCAAAUCAGGGCAAUGGACUCCCCAGCUGUAAUACUUGACAACGGGUCUGGACUAUGUAAGGCUGGGAUUGCUGGUGACAUGAUCCCAAAGUCUGUGUUUACCUCCGUUGUGGGUCGCUCCUGGAUAAGGUCAUCUAUGUUAGGAAUAGACCAGAGAGAAAGUUACAUCGGAGAAGAUGCCCAGUCCAGAAGAGGGGUCCUUACUUUGACACAUCCAGUAGAACGAGGCAUGAUAACAUCUUGGGAUGACAUUGAAAAAAUAUGGACUCACGUGUACGAUCAAGAACUUUGCUUAAAAGCUAGUGACCAUCCGGUCUUGUUAACAGAGGUCCCCUUCAAUUCUUUACAGAACCGUGAGAAGAUGGCAGAAAUCAUGUUUGAAGCGUUUGAUGUCCCAGGGAUGUAUAUUGCAUUACAAGCUGCCUUAACCCUAUAUUCUACAGGUUUGACCACUGGGAUGUUCGUAAAUAGCGGAGAUGGAGUCACCCAUAUGGUUCCAGUGUAUGAAGGCUACAUUAUGCCGCAUGCUGCUUCCAGACUUGAUGUGGCAGGAAAGGACAUCACUGAAUGCCUCAUGAGGCUCCUUUUGGAGAGUGGCCACACUUUUGUCAGCAGUGCCGAACAGGAAAUAGCCAGAGAAAUCAAGGAACGUCUUUGCUAUGUAGAGAUGGAUCCGAAGGAGAACAUGACGAGAGGGAAGACAGAACUAAGGCAGGUUUACAGUCUUCCUGAUGGAAACACCCUCAGCCUUGGCAGCCAGCUGUUCCAUGCCCCUGAGAUCCUCUUUGCACCAGCUAAUAUUGGUAUAGAGGCACCUGGCGUGCACGAACUGAUCUACAAAAGUAUCAUGAAAUGUCCCAUUGACGUACGCAGAGAUCUCUUCAAGAACAUCGUCCUGUCUGGUGGUACCACCUUGUUUCCUGGAUUUGAUGAGAGGCUCUCAAAGGAGCUGGAAGGUCUGGUACCAAAUGGAGUCACAGUAAAGAUGAUCCUUCCGGUGAACAGGCAGUACUCUGUAUGGACAGGGGCUUCCAUAGUCUCCAGUCUGUCCGUCUUCAGAGAUCUGUGGGUGACCAGCAGUGAUUAUAAGGAUAUUGGCCCGGCUGCAUUACAUAGAAAAUGCUUGUAG